GUUUCUCCAUUAAUCCAAAUCCAAAUCUACCUACAAAUCCCUAAUCUUCUCUCUUCUUGAUGCCCGCCCACAGUAUGCGCCCGAGAUAAUGUCAUUUACCUCUUUCCCCAUAGAAACUCUCGACUUGCCGAACAACUUUCGCGACGCUGCUCUCAAAGCAAACCUGACGACGUCCACUAUCCUCUUAUCGCCAAUACCAAAAUUGACAGAGCUGCUGAAAUGCAAAAUCCCUUUUGCUCAAGAUCUCGUGAAAGCCGUCUCGCAAGCGCUGGCCCCCAAACCUGUCACUGUAGACGUUUCAUUUGACGAUGAUUACGGUCAAGGAGCGUGUGAGAGGGGGACAGGAGAAGAGAUGGCUGGGAAAGGGAAGGGGAAGUGGAUAUCGACUGGCGAUGAAGGGUUGGAUGAGUGUCUGGGAGGGGGUUUGAGACGAGGUUGUCUGUAUGAGAUUGCUGGAGAGAGUGCGGCGGGCAAAUCUCACUUUGCUUUGACUCUUGCCCUUUGCUGCCAGCUGUCGUCACUCACGUCGUCCCCUGGCGGCUCUCUUAUCCUUACAUCCGAACGAGAGCUCUCCACCGAUCGACUGAUCCAGCUCGGAGAACCUCUGUUAGCCGUACAUGAACCACGGGCAGAAGAACGGCCCGAGGGAGAGAUUGAUCCUCGCGUCAAGGGUUUACUGGAUAAUAUCCUGUCAAACAGAGUCAGCGAUAUCGAUGCUCUUGAACAUGCGCUGAGCUACGUGAUCCCCGCACUCCUCGAAUCCCGGCUUAAAACAUCAUCAUCAUCAUCAUCCCAACCUUUUCCUUCUCGUUCACACCUCAAACCUAUCAGGCUCAUCAUCCUCGACUCUCUCACUGCCUUAUUACGCGGCGGCAGCGCGUCUUCUCCUUCUACAAGGCCUGCAGCCACCUCCUCCUCCUCCCUGACAGAACGGUCCAAACAUUUAUGUGUGGUGGCAGAUCUGCUCAAGGCGCUGGCGGCGAGGUACGAUUUGGCGGUUGUGGUGAUCAACCAAGUAUCGGACGUUUUCCCGCGACAACAACACUCGUCUUCGUCGGGUGUGGUGGCGGCGUAUAGUUCACCUUUGAUGCUGGCGGGUACGCCCCCUAGUAGUGCGUGGGACCAGACUCAGCCGUUUGGGCCUGGUAUGGCUCAGCAGCAACAACAAGGAACAAGUAAUGCAAGUGGAGGUGAUCCCCCGAUGCUUUACGCGAGUCAAUCACGCUGGUUUUCCGGUCAGAGCGAUGUGUUGAACAAGGAAGCUAGUUUGGGUAUCGUGUGGGCAAACGCGGUCAACGUACGGAUUAUGCUGUCAAGAACUGGUAGGAGGAGGAUGUUGGAUCAAGAUGAUCUGAGGCCGGUAAAACGACGGCGGCCAAGAGAAGACGAUGAUGAUGAAGAAGAAGACGAAGCUGGAAUUGGAGCUGGGGCUGAUGAAAAAGGAGAGAGAAGGAGUCGCAUCCAAAUCGACAAAGCAAAGCCUACACUCAUCAGGCGGAUGCACGUUGUCUUCUCUCCCUUUUGCCCAAGCGGCACGGUCGACUACGCCAUCACCCCUAGCGGGAUCCAUUCCCUACCAGGCAGCUACGAGCCGAUUAAUAUCGUGGAAAACAUGCGGAAAGUAUGGGGCAGUGGGAAAGGUAUGCAAGGGCCGGCGGGAGUCAUGGCGGGUACUGGGGAUGUAGGCAUGGGAUGGGGAGGGAUACAGAAGGAGGAGGGCGGGGGCCUGGGUGGGGAUGUGUUUGAUGAUUAUGGGGAAUUGCCGGCAGAGUAUUGGGAUGCGGUGAUAGCUGGAGAGACUACGGCGCCUGAGCCGUCUGUGACGGAAGAGACUGAUGAGCGUGUUGUUAAUGAAGCGGAUGUGGUAGAAGAGACCGGACCAUAAUGUUCAGUAAUGAAGCCGAUGAAACGUCAGAAGAAAAGUAAUUUGGCCGGUUAGUCAUUGCUACUCUAAUGUAAUAACUUGACAAG
Messenger RNA from Cryptococcus deneoformans JEC21, 1971 nucleotides. RefSeq names its product RAD57 protein, putative. Gene Ontology annotation, biological process: mitotic recombination; DNA repair; DNA recombinase assembly. Lineage: Eukaryota; Fungi; Basidiomycota; Tremellomycetes; Tremellales; Cryptococcaceae. The coding region runs from base 89 to 1885 and encodes 598 amino acids. The transcript is spliced from 3 exons. The record is from RefSeq and is a predicted model, not a curated record. Gene Ontology annotation, molecular function: single-stranded DNA binding; ATP binding; DNA strand exchange activity.